CCGCCUUCCACGCCAGCUUUUAAGCUCCUUGGUUAUCCUCCGCGAUCUUCAAUCUUCUUCUCUUCAACUCUGAAUUGUUCAAUAUGGGUGCGACGAUUUCCUCUUGUUGGGGAGCUCUGCCAUCCACUGCAGAGCUCUUCCCUCCAACCCCGACUGCCUAUACAUCAAUUCUAUGCUGCUUCCAAUACUUUCCCCUGAUCACGGUAAUUCAAUGGAUUUUAUCUUGGCAUCCAGCAGGCAAAACAUCCAAGGAGUCCAUCUUCAACAUCCCAGGACGAAUCGCCUGGUUUGCCAUGGAGAUUGUCGGCCCUAUCAACUUGAUAUAUUGCAUGGUCACUCCAUCGCCAUAUGCACCCUCAUUCACUGAUCUUCCCAUAUCCAACAUCCUCAUUGUAACUCUGUACUGCACCCACUAUUUCAACCGCGCCAUAAUCUCCCCCUUCUUCUCCGCCCCCAGCAUGUCCCCAAUCCACGUCGCCAUCAUGUCCUUCGCCAUGCUCUUCAAUUGGUUCAACUCAGCCUGUCUGGUCGGCUGGUUGCGCGGAUAUACCGUCCCGACUAUCCCAAACUUCCACACAGCCAGCAGCGGAACUCCAUCCCGCCCUGCGGUGGUAGAUCUUCUCCCCGCCGUGGGCGUUAUCUUGUUCGCCAUCGGAAUGGCCGGCAACAUCUACUCAGAAACAGCGCUGUUCCGGUUUAGACGCGAAGAAGCCGAAAAACGCGCUACCAAAAAGACAGAUGAUGAAACCCCGGCCGGAGGCGAGGAACGCGGCAGCCGAAACAAGUUCCACAAAGUCUACGUCAUCCCACCUACCCGUGGUGUCUUCCGAUACAUCUUGUAUCCGCACUACGUCUUCGAAUGGCUCGAGUGGAUUGGUUUUGCUCUCGCUGGUACGGCAGUUGUCCCAUUCUCCGCCCUCCCUAUCUCCGCCUCAGCAUCUUCUGUCGCGAUCGCUCCCCCGCUGCGUAUUGCGCCUUGGUUGGUGCCUGCUGCGUGGGCGGCUGGUAAACUAGCUGUGCCGCUGCCUUUGCCUGCUGUGGUGUUUGUUGCCAAUGCGGUUACGAAUAUGUUGCCCCAUGCGCGCUGGGGUCGGAAGUGGUAUGUUGAGAAGUUUGGCGAGAAGGCUGUUGCUGGGAGGGGUGCUGUUCUCCCUGGAUGUCCUUGGAUGUGAACGAGGGAGAUUCUCCAAGUGGCUUUUUUUUCUCUUUCUCUUUUUCUUUUAUUUUCAUUUUUUUCGUGACUGGCUUCCCAGCCUUGAUAUUUAAAUACAAUUACUGGUUCACAGCC
This is a messenger RNA of Penicillium samsonianum, 1288 nucleotides long. Its product is annotated as 3-oxo-5-alpha-steroid 4-dehydrogenase family protein. Lineage: Eukaryota; Fungi; Ascomycota; Eurotiomycetes; Eurotiales; Aspergillaceae. Gene Ontology annotation, molecular function: oxidoreductase activity, acting on the CH-CH group of donors. The record is from RefSeq and is a predicted model, not a curated record. The transcript has 2 exons. Bases 84 to 1172 code for a protein of 362 amino acids. Gene Ontology annotation, biological process: lipid metabolic process.